UGGGUUGACUGUCAGCAUCCCUGGAGAGUUGGCAAUGUGCUGCUGCAACCCGACAACAGCGGGAAAAACAUUCGACUUGGACUGCUGGUAGUACUCGACAGCGCACGCCGUCGCACCGACCGUUGCGACAGCCUCCUGCCGCCUGCACCACCCGCGCCAACCGCGGGCACCGAGCCGGCAGCUUAGUUGGUCGGCUCCGUCGCAGGCUGCUCCCGUCGCCCUUCGCUGCGCGCGCCGCCACGCCCACCUCCCGCCCCUAAUAUCGAGUCUCCGGAGAAUGCGCCGACCAUCCACCUCUUCUACCCCAGCUCGCUUUGAGCAACGAGCCCUUCUUCAUGAGCCCGCAGCAUUCUUCCUCAGGAGGGCAGUGGCCGCCCCUGCGCCCCUCCAAGCGCAGUAAACUCCGAAAUGGCACUUUCGUGAUACCCACGACCGGCGAGCGCUCGCAUCGCCAGUUCACCCUCCGCCACCCCCCCUCAAUCGCCGGGUCCCACGGCGGCGACGAUGCCAGCGAUGCCGCCUCCAUAUACUCCCGCCGCGGACUGGCCAGGACCUUCAAGCGAGUCUCGAAUAUCCCUCUCGAGGCCCUGCUUGCCUUCUUCAAGUUCUUGGGGACCCCGAAAGGCCGGGGCGUGCUCAAGUGCACUCUGGCCUACGUCCUGGGCAGUCUGAUGACAUUCGUGCCGCCGUUCGCCGAGCUCUUGGGGAAGCCAGACGGGAAGCACGUCACGGCGACUAUCACCGUCUACUUUCAUCCCUCUCGGACGGCAGGCUCCAUGAUUCAGGCCAUCCUGAUUGCCUUCACCGCCGUUAUAUAUGCCGCCCUGAUCUCGGUCUUGUCAAUGGCCACCUCGGUACUCUUCGGCUCCGUGCUCGAUGCGCCAACCAUCGCCUUCAGCUUGAUUCUGAUUGUGUUUGUGGGGGGCGGCUUUGGCUUCAUCGGCUGGGUCAAACAGCGCAUGAACAACCCACUCGUCAACGUCGGCGGGACCCUCGCCUCCCUGGCCAUCAUCAGCGUUGUGACCAAGGAGAACGCCACGUUCACGAGCAUCUGGGACAACACCAAGCUCGUUCAGGUGUUGAAGAUUCUCAUAAUCGGCAUCACCUGCUCUGCCUCGGUCAAUUUGCUUCUUUGGCGGACAUCAGCCCGAAACCAGCUACGCAAGUCCAUGGGCUCAGCCUCGACAUCGCUCGGCGACAUGCUGUCGUACGUCACGCACUGCUUUCUGAGCGGGCGGGAAGAGGAAUUUCAAUCUUCCGAGUUUUCCCGUGCCGUGGCUGUAUACUCGUCGAGCUACACGGCCAUGACUGACGUGCUCCGGGAUGCCAAGUUCGAGCACUACUUCCUAGGCCACGAGCAGAUAUACCAGCUUGACAAGGCUGUGUACAAGUCUAUCGAGACACUGGCACAGUCUAUAGGAGGUCUGCGCAGUGCCGCAAAUACUCAGUUCGCUUUGCUACGCGAGUCGGAGCAAACGAGCUCCGUUCUCAACAUGUCGCUGAGGAACGUGUCGAGCCUAUCGGCCGUUCUAAGCCCCACAUCGCCGAUUUUGUCGCGAUCUCUCUCCCAUACGCUCAAGAGCGGCCAGGACCGGAACCAUGUCCUCUCGGCCAUCCACGAGGUGCUUGACGAGAGUGCUAGUGAUAGCGAUCGCCCCGGUGGUAGGCGCCAUAAGGCGACGAGGUCCUACAGUGUGCCAAAUACGGCAUCGAACAGUGCCAAAGUCCAUGUUUUCCGCACCUCAUCUGAGAUAUUUGAGCUUUUUAUUGCUCUCCUCGGCCCGUCGAUGAAGUCAUUGGCCUACACGCUCUCCGAGAUACUCCGGGAGCCGGUCUUCGGCUCGGCACCCGAUUAUGAGGUGAUGAUUAAUGGAAACUUCCGGACGAGUCUGCUUGACGCCCUGAGUCUGUUCAACGACUCUCGUGCUAACGCGCUCAACGAGUUGUAUAAGAGCAUCGAGCUGGCACGCCCGUCCUACUCGGACAGCCUCAAGGCUGACUUUGAAGAGGUAGCCGCCGCGUGUGGUCACUUCAGUUUCAGUCUACAGACGUUUGGUGAGGAGAUGUCCAAAUAUCUGGACGUGCUCGACGACCUGAAGCAUGCCGCCGAGGACGGCCGAAAGAAGCGGACUUGGGGCUGGCUUUGUUUUUGGAGGUCCGAUCGGGCGCGCUUGUUCUCACGCCCCGCCCUGCCGCUGCCGUAUGAGGACGCCGAACGCGAGAGUCUCAUAGGCCCGGCGCCCACGCCGGUUCGUGGGAUCAGACGCUCCCAGUUACCACAGGGAAUUCCAUCGACCAUGACGGCACACCGCGACACGUACAGCUGGCAAGCUGCGGCCGACGCAAACAAGACGAUGAUGAUACUUGCGCAGAGACUCUUGCGGUUUUUGAGGCGUUGCGGCCGGGAUGAUGUCCGAUUCGGUCUAAAGGUGGGCAUAGGUGCCAUGCUCUGGGCCAUGUUCGCCUUCAUUCCGGCAACUCGCCCUACCUAUGCGCAUUGGCGUGGCGAGUGGGGGCUGCUCUCCUUCAUGAUUGUCUGUUCGAUGACGGUCGGAGCUUCCAACACUACUGGCAUAGCCCGGUUUAUCGGCACCAUAUUUGGAGUGGGCAUGUUUCUGAUCAACUGGCUUAUCAGCGGGGGCAAUGCCUUCGUUCUGUGUGCGCUGGGCGCUUGUGUAGCGUUCUACAACUUUAACCUGAUUGUUGCCAAAGGCAAGGCUCCCCUAGGGCGUAUGACGCUGCUUGCCUACAACGUCUCGGCCCUAUACGCCUAUAGCCUGUCUCAGAGCGUGGACGACGACGACGACGACGAGGGUGGCUUGGACCCCUGGAUUGGCGAGAUCGCGCUGCAUCGAUCGGUUGCCGUUACAGCUGGUAUAAUUUGGGGCCUCAUAGUGUGCCGUCUCAUCUGGCCAAUUUCGGCGCGCAAGAAGUUCAAGGAGGGGCUCUCGGUUCUCUACCUGCAGAUGGGCCUGAUCUGGAAGCGAGGACCGCUCGCCAUUCUCUUGCGGAGUGACUGUACCAGGUCGUACCUAAAGACUGGCGAGCAGGCUGCACUGCAGCGAUAUGCAUCUCGCCUCGAAACACUGAGGCUGGCGGCGGCUGGUGAAUUCGAGCUUCGAGGGCCGUUCCCAUUUGCGCCAUGCGGGCGCAUCCUUGCGUCAACGAAUCGGAUUCUGGACGCCUUCUACGCCAUGAGCCUGGUGACGCAACGCAAAGGCCACAUGAGCGAGGGUGAGCGAGAGCUGCUUCUCUUCACGGCAAAGGAGCGGGCGGUCCUGUGCGAGCGUAUCUGCCAUGUGUUCCAGGUGCUGGCGAGUUCCCUGAUGCUGGAGUACCCGCUCACCGAGUCGAUCCCAAGCAUCACCAACACGCGUGAUCGGCUGCUGGCCAAGAUAUUCCAGUUCCGCAACGACCACGGCGCCGCGGCGGCCGUCCUGGCGGCGGCCGAGGGUGGCUGGCCAGCCGGCGACGCGUCGGCCACGGCAGAGUCUGCGGGACUUAGCAGUUCGCCGUCGUCCUCGUCGGCCGACGCUGCCGCCCGCCUCCUUGUCCAGCGCGACUCGUCUGAGGUGGCUGUCCAGAAGCUGGGGCAGUGGGCCAAGACGGGCCGCAUCCCGGUCGAGGAGAGGGACUAUGCGCUCCUGUACGCCUACGCGCUCGUCACGGGCCAGGUGGCGGAGGAGCUCAAGGUGGUGGAGAGGGAGAUUGAGAAUCUUUACGGAAUCCUGGACGAGGAGGCAAACCUUCUCGAGUAAAUGUUAAUGAUUUGAUUUGGACAUUUUGGCUGGUUAUUACACCCGUGGUCGGCCCCUUUGACUUUUUUUUUGUUUUGAUUUGCGGCGGGAUAUAUACCAAAAACUACCGUGAGCAAUGCCAACUACGAAGGUAAAUACACGUAUGGUGCCGCUAGUAUUGGGUCAAACUGGCUGUCGUUUCAUCUAUUUUCGG
This is a messenger RNA of Gaeumannomyces tritici R3-111a-1, 3951 nucleotides long. RefSeq lists its product as hypothetical. Lineage: Eukaryota; Fungi; Ascomycota; Sordariomycetes; Magnaporthales; Magnaporthaceae. The transcript is spliced from 4 exons. The record is from RefSeq and is a predicted model, not a curated record. The coding region runs from base 336 to 3758 and encodes 1140 amino acids.